GAUGUUUAUGCUUGAAUGAGCCUCAACAUUGCCUCAGGGCCUUGGAGUUAUGGGAGGAUAGCUCUGAGUUCUAAGCUCCGCCUCCGCCCCCACCCCAGCCACUUAGAUUAUAUAGCAGAGCUCCAACAGGCAAAGGAGAAGAAAACGAGCUGGAUUAUGAGAGAGGUAUCCAACCACAUGGCUUUUACUGAAACCGAGAAACCUACUGAGAUGUCUGCAGAGAAGAAGGUGAAAAAAAGGAAAAACUGGAACAACAAAAUCCAGUUUCUGCUGAAUAGGAACCCCCAGCCCAGACUGGCCUUGAGGAGAAAAAAACCAUACGGGCCAAGUGUUGAUGACGUGAACCAAUGGGCGCAGUCACUAGACAAACUACUCAACCAUAAAUAUGGGAAAACAGCCUUCCGCCUAUAUCUUAAGUCAGAGUUCUGCGAGGAGAAUAUCGAGUUUUGGAUGGCCUGCGAGGACUUCAAGUUGCUGAAAACACGCAGAGAAAAAGUGACGAAGGCCAAAAAGAUGUAUAAGGAGUUCAUCAAACCCGACGCUCCCAAGGAGAUAAACCUGGAUUAUCAAACGAGAGAUAACAUCAUUCAGAGUCUUGAUGACCCCACAACAACAAGCUUCCUGGCAGCUCAGAAGAAGGUCUACAGCCUCAUGGAGAACAACGCGUACCCCAGGUUCAUCCAUUCCGACUUCUACAAAGAACUCUUUGCAGCUGCAAGAGCAAAGGAAGAGCAUAUCAAGUCCUAGUCAAACAUACUCCCCCUCCUGAAGUCAUUUGUUUACUGCUGUGAAACUGAAGGGGAAUGGUGUUCACUCCAGGCCCUGGCUCAGGAUAGCAAGUGUGGAAAAUUUGAACGUGAAGCCCCUAGCUGAGUGUGGGGUUUUAGAGGGAGCUGGGUGGAUGAGGCUGGCUGCGAUGGGGUGCUGCAUCAGGUGCUCAACACAAGACCAAGGCAACAUUUCAUCACCUGCUUAUCACAUUUUCAUUGCUACUUUUUUAAAUCCAAAGUAUUUUGCAAAGGCACACUUUCAAAUCCUGAUAAUGUUCAGGGUUUUUUUUUGUUGCUGUUUUAACAUAAAAAAAAUGCACAAAUUAAGUUUUCAUACAUAGUCUAACAUAAUGCCGACAGUGACGCUGAAUGUAUUUUUUUUGUUCAUUUUUUGUUAAAAUCAUACACUUCCUGUAUUGUUUUGUGUGUGUGUGCGUGUUUACACAAUAAGUGCCAAUCUGAUUUUUAUAUAAACGUCCACAGUUACUGGUGAUGGCAUUUUUUGGCCUGAAAAUUUGUGAAAACAUACUGUAAAAAGAUUCAGCGUGUAUAUUUAAGCUUCAGCAGCUGGACUGCCCUUGUAAUAAAAUGUGUUUUUAAUGCUUUGAUUUGUGACGUCUAUGUAUUUUACAAUCAUUUUUCAUGCAUAUCUUACUUAAAUUGUAUCCCCCAAAAAUAUUUAUUGUUACCCAUGACUUAUAGAAAAUGUGUAUUUAAUGUGAAGGCAAUAAUAAAUAUUCUUUUCAACGUGG
Oryzias latipes (Japanese medaka) is the source of this 1522-nucleotide messenger RNA. NCBI's taxonomy places the organism in Eukaryota, Metazoa, Chordata, Actinopteri, Beloniformes, Adrianichthyidae. The record is from RefSeq and is a predicted model, not a curated record.